Mytilinidion resinicola is the source of this 1616-nucleotide messenger RNA. RefSeq lists its product as uncharacterized. The record is from RefSeq and is a predicted model, not a curated record. Lineage: Eukaryota; Fungi; Ascomycota; Dothideomycetes; Mytilinidiales; Mytilinidiaceae. Bases 7 to 1581 code for a protein of 524 amino acids. The transcript has 4 exons.
GGGAGAAUGGGGACACAGACUAAACUUAGCUCACCCAGGGGCGCAAACCGCGGUCAAGAUCGCGUUGAAAUCACAGAAAAAGUUCAACUUCGUUCACCUCGAACAACGGGAAGGCCACUGAAAUUCGUUACCUCGAUUGGGACGCCAAAUUCUAAUCAUGAUCCGCAAUCUCGAAAGCUUGUGCGAGUCCAGGCCAUGCGGUCGUUCUUAUGGCAGAAAGGGGCCGCUAUACCGGACCCAGCAGCGGACAGUCAUAAACACGUGACGCCAGUUGCGUCUUUGAAAGAGAAUACCGGUCGGUUCAAGCUGGCUAGCUGGUCCCGGAAGAGCAGGAAAAGAAAAAUAGCGUCGCCGCGAAUCAGGGCCGAUGAACGUGGCGUACAUAAUGUAAAGAGCAUCAAAGAACUAGGGGUCAUCAAUGUAUUACCUAUUCCACUAUCGUCGAAAACUCAGGAGCUGCUCUAUCAUUAUCAUAACAAUUUCACCCAAAACUCAUUCGCCGUUAAUCCAGAAGGAAGCUUCUUCGCAUUCGCCAUAUCGGAUGCUACUAUCCUUAACGCCAUCUUGACGAUGGUAGCACAGCAUUUCCACCUCAGCCACGGGAUGGAUGAGACUGCAGAGGUUUCAUACUAUCGGAAUGAAGCUAUCCGUAUGAUAAAUCAGCGGUUAGUCGCAGGAGAUGCUCCGCCAGACGAUGCGCUUAUCGGCGCCGUUGCAUUGCUUGCGAACUGUGAGACUUCGAACGGGUCUGCAGAAGGCUCGUCUAUUCACAUAAACGGGUUGAAUCAGAUGGUGCAACUCCGCGGUGGAAUCUUGGCUUUUGAGGAGAAUGCCGUUCUUCAGAGAGUACUCACGUGGACCGAUUUCAGCUUCGCAGCAACUUACAACCAUAGUCCCCGCUUCGGCAUCUUACCUAAACUCUCAAGCAACCUCGAACCAUCCACUCACUUCAUAUCCGCCUCGAUCGCCGAUCUCGCAAGCCCAGAGCUCUCAACCAUUGCCGUAACCAGCUGGGAAGUCCUCGAAAUCAUGGACUCUCUCGAUAGAAUAUCAGCAGCGAUCACCUCUUUCCAAGGCACCCUUCCCGAGCGAAUCUCCAUCAGCAACGCAAUCUACCUCGUCGAGCGGCGGCUGAUCUCCGUCAAGUCCGAGGCGUGGUCAACCUUCUUCGAGCCCUCGGCGGAGUUCGACCUCUCCGAACCGCUGCGGUACGCGGCUCAUCUCUUUUUGCAUAUGGCGGUACGGGAGUUGCCUGGGAAGGCGAAGAUGCACGAUGGGCUUCUAAGAAGGCUACGUAAUGCGCUACCCGAGUAUUUGAAUGUUGCAGAGAUGGUGGCUUCUGAAUUUAGUCUGGGGCUGUUGCUCUGGAUUUACUUCAUGGGAGCCGCCGCUUCGCGGAAAAGGGCAGAUCGAGCGUAUUUCGUAGCGGGUCUGAUUCAAGUAAGCGAAGCCGUCGCAGUUGAGAGCGCUGGGGCUUUUGAAGGAGCAUUGAAGAGUGUUUUGUGGUUGGAUGGCUUCUGUAAAUCACGAUCUAGUGCCUUGUGGGAGGAGAUGACCGAGAUCCAGGAUAGUUGGGGUUGAUCAAUUCCGCGAAAUAAACGUAAAAGAGUUCCCUC